Molecule: messenger RNA, 5178 nt
Organism: Pomacea canaliculata
Lineage: Eukaryota; Metazoa; Mollusca; Gastropoda; Architaenioglossa; Ampullariidae
Product: calnexin-like
Biological process (GO): protein folding
Cellular component (GO): endoplasmic reticulum membrane; endoplasmic reticulum
Molecular function (GO): calcium ion binding
Source: RefSeq, a predicted model, not a curated record
AUCAAUGAGUCUGUUAUGGCAAGGAGCAAAUUGGACCAACCAACGAGUCUCUUUCAGCGAAGAGCAAAUGAGAACACACCACGUUGGGAGUGGUUGUCUCCUCUUGGUAAUGAAAAAUCGUUGUGGAAGAUUCUAGACAAAUCAAUUAACUUCCAAGUCUUCCAAACGACAAGAAUGAAGCUGCGGCACCUGCUUUUAUUCACCAUAGUGGGUCUAGUACUGGCAGACAUUGUCUAUAGUGAACCAAGUGUGGAUGAUGAUGAGGAAGAAGAUGAUGAUGGCCAAGUUGAAGUUGAAGAAGAAUAUUCAGUAAUACAAGAGCCACCAAGAGAAAAGCCUAAAUACAAGCGCCCUGUACCUAAGGCACCUGUCUUUUUCCAUGAACCAUUUCAUUCAAAGGAAGACUUUGUCAAGAGAUGGGUGUUGUCUCAGGCAAAGAAAGAUGGAGCAGACGAAUCAAUUGCCAAGUAUGAUGGAAAGUGGGAGGUGGAAGAGCCAAAACAGAACCCAAUUCAGGGAGAUUUGGGCUUGGUUCUUAAAUCCAAAGCAAAGCACCAUGCUGUUGCAACAUAUCUAGAAAGACCCUAUGAGUUCAAGGGAAGGCCAUUGAUUGCGCAAUAUGAAGUCCGCUUCCAGAAUGGUUUGGACUGCGGAGGGGCUUAUGUCAAGUUGCUAUCAAGAGAGAGCAAAUUUGACCUGAAAACAUUCCAGGACAAAACACCUUACACUAUCAUGUUUGGACCUGACAAAUGUGGCACUGAGAGCAAGAUACAUUUCAUUUUCAGACACAAGAAUCCCAAAACUGGAGAAAUUGAGGAAAAGCAUGCCAAAAAGCCAUCAGCUAACGUUGAAAGCUAUUUCACUGACAAGAAAACACAUCUUUACAAACUUGUUGUGAAUCCAGACAAUACAUUUGAAAUUUAUAUUGAUGAUGGUCUUGUUAAUAAGGGAAGCUUGCUGGAGGACGUAAGUCCUCCCGUCAACCCACCUAAGGAAAUAGAGGAUUCAAAUGACAAGAAGCCUGCAGACUGGGAUGACAGAGAAAAAAUCCCUGAUCCAGAUGCUGUAAAGCCUGAUGACUGGGAUGAAAAUGAGCCUGCCACAAUCACUGAUCCAGAUGCUGUCAAACCAGAAGACUGGCUGGAAGAUGAGCCUAGCCUGUUGCCAGACCCAGAAGCCACAAAACCAGCUGACUGGGAUGAAGAGAUGGACGGAGAAUGGGAAGCACCACUUACGGCUAAUCCGAAAUGCAAAGAAGUUUCUGGAUGUGGUGAGUGGACACCACCAACCAUCCCCAAUCCCAAAUAUCGUGGCAAGUGGAAAGCCCCAAUGAUUGACAAUCCAAACUACAAGGGAGUGUGGAAGCCACGCAUGAUCGAAAACCCAGCCUACUUUGAGGACAAGGAGCCCUACAAAAUGACACCUAUUGGGGCAAUUGGCUUGGAACUUUGGUCAAUGACAGAUGAAAUUGUCUUUGACAAUUUUCUAAUCACUGACGACUUGGAGAUAUCUAAAGCCUUUACUGCUGACACCUGGGACAUAAAAAGUUAUGAAGAGAGAGCAGCUACUUCUGCUGGUGGUAUAUGGCAGACACUGAUGACAGCCGCACAAGAACAUCCUUGGCUGUGGGCAGUCUACGUGGUCGUCCUUCUUCUGCCCAUCAUACUCCUCUCCAUUUGCCUUUGUCCCAAGGCUGGCCCUAUCAAGCAAGAGGAUAUUGAUGCUGAGCGUAAGAAAACUGAUGAAGCAUCUCCUGAUGAGGAAAAAGAGAAAGAAGAAGGGAAAGAAGAUGAGGAAAACAAGGAAGAAGAGGAAGAGAAUACUAAGGAUGGAGUUGGUGCUGGUGACACAGGAGAAACCAAGAAAGCUACCAAGGCUGAUCUGAAUGCUCCAGAGAAUGAGGAUGAUGGGGAGGAGGCUGAUGCUGAAGAAGAUGAAGAUGCCAAGGGCUCCCCUAAGAAAACUUCACCAAGAAGACGGCGACUGCGCAAGGAAUAGAUAAGCAUCAGCUGAAGAUAAUGAUGUUGUGCAUGUAUUUUGUGGGAUGAGUGAUGAGAUAUUUGGAUUCCGGCAAAGCCGUAGCUGUUGUUAAUGUAUUAAUAUUCAUCUGGUGCAUGGCUGCUUCAUCAACACAACAACACGGUGACUGGAGGUAGUACAUGUACUUGGUCUUGCCGAUGAUUUCUAGACCUCCCCACCACUCAUGAGGCUACACUGGUACAAGCUGCAAAUCUGAUAAGACACAAUAACAGAAAUUCUGGUAGAAAGAGCAAUAUAUACUUUCAUUUUUGCACACAAUCCCAAAAAAAAAACUUUCAUUGUAGUUGAAAGAAUAAAAUAAAAGCUAACAAAUAGGCAAGCCAAUUCUGCCUCACUGUAAACAGAUGCCACCACCCUAAAACCUUUGAAAAUAAAGACAGCUUUAUUGCAUCUAGAAUCCAUUUCAUAUUUAAAAUAACUAGAACUCGAUCUGAGGGUAAUUCUACCUCAAAUACACCUCCAGUCACUUCCCCUGAAAUACCUACAGCUUUGCUGUGAAAGUUGUUACAGCUAAAUGGCUGUAGCGUCACAUUCAUCUAUGCAUAUGUCGCUUUGAAAAUGUUUACAAUAAAAUUAUUGUUUUAAGUAAUGAAUACUGUAAAAGGGUCAUUAAAUUUGUAUUCCAGAAGCAAGUAUUUCAGUUUAUUUUUUCAAUCAGAAACUGUACCAUCUAGUCUUGCCCCUAAUGCACUGUUUGCCAGUAUUCCAUCUUGACCUGCCCAUGAAUGUUGUGGAUGUAUUGUGCCCAGUCUUGAGGGGGAUACAGCAAGCAAUAAAUAAUCAUCCGCUGCCCGAUCAUGUGGGAAGAAUGAAAAAGCACCAGGUUUUUAUGUUCUGUUCUGUUUGCUAACCGUGUUUUAUCACAUCCCUCGUUUCAUUUAUUUAGAAAAAGUGUACAGGCUGCAUUUCAUUUUGGUCCAACAGUUUACAUUUCUCGUCUAAGAGAUGGGUAAAAUCAUUUGGACACAGCAAAUUUGUGCCAUUUUAGUUUAAUAAUUUUGGAAAGAAAACUAAAUCAUUUCUCUCAUUCCAGGUUGAAUAAGCUGUAAAAUUUCUUUGAGUGUUUGGCUGUCAAACGCACAUUGUUACUAUUGUUUGAGACUGUAUGAAAGAAUAAAAGUCGUGUGUAUUGACUGUGGUGUUGCUGGUUGGUUUGAGCCAUGUUACUUUCAGUGUAUGAUCUUUGUACAAUCUGUUGUUUCUGGUUGGUUGGAGCCAUGUUACUUUGGGAUCUUUGUACAAUGUGUUGGAAAGAUGUGUUGAGAUUUUUGUUUUGCCCUUUUCUGGUUAUUAGCACACUUAAUUAUAAGUGACAUUUCAUCCAUGUUGUACUUCCCAUUGUUCACAGUUGUAUUGUAUGCUGUUUGAUAGUAGCUGUUGUUGCUUAUCAAACUAGGUUAUGAGUGUGUAAGCAUCAGAUUCGCCUUUGUAAGGGUUGAUUCUGGCCUUUUCUUGGGUUACAUGAGGCCAGCAGGUGUAAAUCUGCAAAAUAUUCAAUGCUUUGACUAACCCCCUAUCCUUUAUUUUCUAGGUACUGUCUUGAGUUUUUGUGCUGUGAUUAGCCCACCCUUUCUUUUCUAGGAUCUGUCUUGAGCUUCUUUGCUAUGACCAACCCAUCCUUUAUAUUUACAUUUUGUCUUGGACUUCUUUGCUGUGACUAGCCCAGCCUUUAUAUUUACCAGGUGCUGCAAGCAGUCAAGAGCUGCAGGAGAUGCCUAAGACUGAUGUUAACUUUAAUUAACUUCCAAGAUUAAAAAUGUAUAGAGGAAGGUUGUAUGCUCAAAUCUACAAUUUGUUUUUCUGAGAGAAUAAGAUUCAUUGACAGACAAUACAUUGUUGGCAUGUUAAAAACUGUUUUGAUAAUCUAUGAAUUACUGUAGUUUGAUCCUGGUUGGAGAUAAGAAAUUUAAAAUGCUGUAAUAUACUUUUUCUCUUAAAAUGAAACUAUUUGCUGUCUUCAAGGGAAAAAGUCUUUCGACUAUGGACUUUUAAUGCACUUUUUUGUAAGGUAACCUGAUGAGUAACACUUUUUUUUUAAAUCAAGCAAGCCCAUCAUAUAGUGAAGUUUUAAAACUUAAAUGUGUUGACACAUUAUUUAUUGCCAAUCUGUAAAUCAGUAUGUUGAAGAUGAAGACAGCUGUAAAAUGUUGAUGGGACGUUGAAGGGUCUGUUUGUUGCGCAUAAACUUGUCAUUUAUGACAGUAAAUGAAAGCACACAGUGUCAUGAAAGGCCUGUGUCGACAAUCAUUAUUCAGACUUUGUGGCAGACAAAAACACUGAAACUAAAAUGAAAGUGCCACAAAGGUAAAUGCUUUUACUGUGACUGAAACAUUUUCAUGGUAGGUUUCAUUUCUGUUGACAGUUCGUGAAAUGCAGGAGCUUACAGAUCAUCAGAUGCCUUUUACAUUCUUCAAAUUCAAUACCUUCUGGGUAGAGUGGUUGAUGUCUGCAUAUCUGUUGAAAGAUCUGAAAGAAUGCUAUUUUAUUUUUCUUCAAAUGGCUUGCUUUCCUCUAUUACUGUGAAGAUGAGUUCGUUCCUGGCCCUGAUCUUGUCUUGGGUGGGGGAUGGCUGGAUGCAGUAGGUGACAAAGCUGACCAAACAGCAAACAGACCUUUGUUGAGAUGUGACAGGCAGGUCCAGCCUGCUAAGGUUGGUUCCACUUUCAAAAAGUAGUGGAUAACCUGCGUUUUCAGUGAUACAAGCUUCAAACGGUAACAUUCUUGCUGUCUUACACUUUUUUAAUUGGCUGCAGCUUUGAGGAUGUAAUCAUACCAUGUUGCAACAUAUUGUGGAUUUUAUUUGUUGGUGCAUUGAAGGUUUUUUCCAUGUAUGGAAAAGGUACAUUUGUUCGGAUUUAGAGAGUUAGUGUCUUAUAAAUUAAACCCAUUCAUUCGCUAAAGUACACAUAAUGAGUGGGUCCGUAAUGAAAGUUCAGAGUUGAGACUUGGUUUGUGUGUUUCACUGCUACCAUGUAUUGGCGAAAUCUUGGCAUUCUCACACCUUAAAUAGCCUGAUUUUUUUUUAAAAAUACGACAUAAGCUUGUUAAGAAUAUGAUUCACCACAAUAAUACCUGUGGGUUUCGAUUGUGAAUCUAUGUAUUUUUAGAUUGCCAAAUAAAGAUAAUGGUAAAGAUUAA